CUGACCUGCCGGGUUGUCCACACGACGGGCGUCACGUGCAGGUCCCCGUUAUCUUCUGUGCGCAGCCGGGUCUCGAUGGAGUCACGCAAGUGCGUCCGUGUGCGCGCGCCCUUGGUUGUUGUUGAGCGGGAUGAGAGAACGAACAACAGCCAGCACGUCUGUCGCGCUGGCUGGACUCCUCUGUCCCGCAGCAGUGCCUGGGGAGGCAGGGAUGGUGAUCGACCUGCAUCUUGCCAACCAACGCACUGACUUGGCUUUGUCCUUUCGUGCAGGGCCCGAGUCGUAUGCGAGUGAGUCUGUGAAGACUAUUUGCGCCGUCGUUCGGUCCAGGAACAGAGGCGACUGGAAUGCGACGCUCACUCUUCCCAUGGCUGUGAGGGACCAGCACUGCUGUCAGUCGACGAUUUCCAGCUUACCUAUGCAAUGGUAUCACAACUGCGACCAGACUAGUGCCCACGCACCCAAAAAGCGCCGGGUUUCACGUUCAGGAAGCGCACGAAAAGCCACUUGCCAGCGCAUACCUGCUAGGCCGGGUCUAGGCAAUCGGGAUCUCCAAGACCCAAGGGUCUUUCAGACUUAUCUGCUCCACUUUUGAGUCCAUGUUGCUGCGAUGGAUUUGCUUGGCGAUGGCGGGCGGCUGACGGGCGGACUGGUGGCGGGAUGGGACUUUCGAAAAGACGAUUCUGACGU
Molecule: messenger RNA, 690 nt
Organism: Microdochium trichocladiopsis
Lineage: Eukaryota; Fungi; Ascomycota; Sordariomycetes; Xylariales; Microdochiaceae
Exons: 2
Coding region: 131-595 (154 amino acids)
Source: RefSeq, a predicted model, not a curated record